Molecule: messenger RNA, 3368 nt
Organism: Chelmon rostratus (copperband butterflyfish)
Lineage: Eukaryota; Metazoa; Chordata; Actinopteri; Chaetodontiformes; Chaetodontidae
Gene: ca8
Product: carbonic anhydrase VIII
Exons: 9
Coding region: 252-1097 (281 amino acids)
Molecular function (GO): zinc ion binding; carbonate dehydratase activity
Source: RefSeq, a predicted model, not a curated record
GAGGACUUAAAAGGAAAAGACAACAGAAAGAAUAGAAACAGAGAAAAAGAGAGAAGAAAAGACAAAAAAGAAUAGAAAAAACUUCUAGAAGACAGUGAAAGGCCAAGGAAGUUGUUGCUCAGCUGGGAAUCCACCCAGCAGACUUCAGAGACUCAGUGUGUGCCCAAGUGAACAGACAAAACCAGUGUGACUGGGGGUCUACUGGGAGGACAGACUGGUUUCUACCCACAGUGAGCAGACUGCCAAGCACCAUGGCCGACAACAUGAACGAAGAGUCGGAUUAUAACCCGGGGAAGGAUGAGCUGGACUGGGGCUACGAGGAAGGUGUAGAAUGGGGACUCCAUUUCCCAGCAGCCAACGGGGAGUACCAGUCUCCCAUUAACUUAAACUCCAGGGAGGCCCAGUAUGACCCGUCCCUCCUGGAUGUGGGCUUAUCACCAAACUACGUGGUGUGUCGAGACUGUGAGGUCAUCAACGAUGGACACACUGUCCGCAUCAUUCUCAAAUCCAAGUCAGUGGUUACCGGGGGUCCGUUGCCUAGUGAUCAUGAGUAUGAGCUUCAUGAGGUUCGAUUCCACUGGGGCAAAGAGAACCAGAGAGGAUCAGAGCACACUGUCAACUUCAAGGCUUUCCCUAUGGAGCUCCACCUGAUUCACUGGAACAGCACUCUGUUUAAUACUUUGGAGGACGCACUUGGGAAGAAGAAUGGAGUCCUCAUCAUAGCUCUUUUUGUGCAGAUUGGAAAGGAGCAUCUGGGUCUGAAGGCCAUCACUGAAGUUCUGCAGGACCUGCAGUACAAGGGGAAGAGCAAGAUAAUCCCCUGCUUCAACCCCAACACUCUGUUGCCUGAUCCUUUACUGAGAGACUACUGGGUGUACGAGGGAUCUCUGACCACACCACCUUGUAGUGAAAACGUGGCCUGGAUCCUCUACCGCUACCCUCUCACCAUCUCACAGCUACAGAUUGAGGAGUUUCGGAGGCUGCGGUCUCAUAUCAAAGGGGCGGAGCUGCUAGAAGGGAAUGAUGGGUUGCUGGGGGACAACUUCCGUCCCACCCAGCCGCUCAGUGACCGGACGGUUCGUGCCGCCUUCCAGUGACUCUCACUUUCCACUGCCAACCCAGAAAAACGAUGAGACCUACAUAUACAGAGACAGAAGGAGAGGAGGAAGAAGAGGCGUGAAGACAGGGACAGAAAGUUGAUGUGGUUGUUGAUCACUUGCAGACUGAAGGUGGACAAAGAAACUAUUGAUCUCACAUCCUCACUCUGUGUGUGUGUGUGUGUGUGUGUCUGCAUAACCUCUCUCUCAUUCUUACCCUUCAUGUGUAUUUGAGUGUAACAUCCUCCCUGCGUCUGUCUGCAGACUGUAGGUAUGUCUCCACUGUUAUUGUGUCAGUGUGUGUGUGUGUUUGUGUCCUGAUUAGAAGAUAGGACGCUUUGCGACCAGCCCGUCUCUGCUGUCACAACAAGAGGAAACACGAACCACAGAUGUACCUGCACACACACACACACUCACACACACACACACACAGCUUCACACACUCAACACACACCUGUGCUGCAUGCAGACUAUGUGCAAACACCUAAGGCUGGUCAUUAUGUGUUACAGAGUGAAUGUGCUGCACUAGAAGUUUGACACACGGAUUACAAACUGUACUGAUAACUUAAUAUUUGCUUUUGAAUCAGCUGAAUAGUCAGCAUGAAAGGAAAAUAUCUUUAUCUUAAAAUGAACUGAACCAAAUUUCUACAGAUGCAUCUGAGCUGCAGACAGACAUGUUACACAUGUACCGUGUGUUGAAAAUAGAGUUCUCAAAUGCCACUAAAAUAAAGGUUAUACACAGACCUUCUCUAUGAAAUGAAGUCCUUUUGGGGGAGACACAGAGUGUAAAAGCCACCAUGCUCUGCUUCAGGAAAUCUAUUUUACUUUCCCAAACGUCCAUUAUUAUCAAAUCUGUAUCAGUCACAUGAGUAGCUUGCAGCCGUUCAUGUCUCUUGCUCAGCUUGAUACUAAAUUUUCUCUCUGAAUUGUGUUUAUGAAAUGGUGCAAGUCCUCUGAUUACAAAGAAAGAAUGAUGGCGUUUGAUGAUUUGGUCAGAAGUUAGCUCCAUCUCACAGUUUUCACAGCCAGACUGUGGUGGUUGGACAGUAAUUAGUUUCAGGCGUUUCAGUGUGUUCAGUUCUACUCUGUCACUGCAGUAAUGGUGGAGAUGCUUGAGAGUGCAACACAUUGUCUCCAUUUGCUCCGUAAUGACUAGCUUUACGUCAGCCUAUAAUGGAAUAUAAACAGUGUAGAAGCAAUGAUGGGAUGUUGGGUUUGCAUUGAUCUUCAUCUAUUAAACUGCAUAAUAUGGUUUUAAUAUUAACCUUUUAAUGAGUAUGUUUAGGUCAUGCUCUGGUGUUUAAGUGGACACUGAUGGGCUCAGCAGUGUGUGAGCUCUGUGCAGCUGCUGCUCCCUCCUUCACAUCUACAUCCCAUCAUACACUCAGAACAGGUUCAGCUAGCCAAACUCACAUUACACAAACUCUGGGCAAUGACUUCUGUCAGACUUUUAAAUGCACACUGUUCACCUCUCCCUGUGUGAGACGGUCAGAUAUUAAAACUCUCUGCCCGUGUGUUGCUUGCCCUCUUCAUCACUGGUGUUAAUGGUUAGUCCUCUUAAUAUUGUUCCAACACAGGAACAGAAACAACAGUCUACGUGUUUAGUAUCACUGUCUGUCUUUUGGACCCUCAGCUCCAGAUUCUCCAUGAAAGUGUUGAUUACAGUUGAAGCAGAUAUACUCCAGUUGUUCUUCUCUGUAUCGUAAGGUUAAUGUCAUUGUCUUUGUUAUCUGAGUCAGUCCAGGUUUUGUGUCCCAUCAUUGUCUAAAGAAUGUCAAACACAUUUCUUCAUUUUAAAAAAGAAUGAAAUUGGUCAAAUGUAGGUGAUGUCUUCAUGAAAUGUGGACUAUUAGCAGCUUUAACCUCCAUUAACAUCAGCGGAACUCUACUCUCAUCCCUCCCUUCAUACUGUUUCAGGAGGCAGGGAGGGUUACGAGCACAGCUUUUCAGUGUGUGUGUGUGUGUGUGUGUGUGUGUGCAUAUUACCACAUUUACACCUGGCAUCAUAGUGCCAUCUGUAUCUGGACACGCUGUAUGGAUAAAAACAGGCAUGCUCAUGAAUGCUUUGAGAUGGAAAUGUGAUCAGAUCAGCCACAUCACAUUUGGAGGUGGCCAGGCUGGCACUGUGGUGGGAUUUCAUCCAGGUGUGGGUGUCCAGAUACAGAUCACAUAUCAAUACCAGGUGUACAUGUGGCCUGUGUUUGUGUGUGUGUGUGUGGUCUUUAACGGUACUGUGUCUGACAAACUGAGCUGAAAUAAACUGUGAUAACU